Thunnus maccoyii (southern bluefin tuna) is the source of this 1879-nucleotide messenger RNA. It is a transcript of the gene smtnl1, whose product is annotated as smoothelin-like 1. Lineage: Eukaryota; Metazoa; Chordata; Actinopteri; Scombriformes; Scombridae. The record is from RefSeq and is a predicted model, not a curated record. Gene Ontology annotation, biological process: actin cytoskeleton organization. The transcript has 6 exons. Gene Ontology annotation, molecular function: protein binding. Gene Ontology annotation, cellular component: microtubule organizing center; filamentous actin. Bases 234 to 1628 code for a protein of 464 amino acids.
ACACAUCACAAACACCCGGCAGUGCAGACAGAGACACGGAGAGGCAGAGACAGGGACGGGGAGGGAGACGUACUCUUAAAAGUUGUGAGAAGCAGAGAGUGAGACACUGAGCAGGGCGCCAGUGAAGAGGCUUCACUUUUAGACUGAAUGAAAACUUUCUAGAGAAGACAGGAGGGAUCAUUAAAUCUGAUUUGAGCUUUGAUCCAGUGGAUAAUCAGCCAUAUCUGAACAUCAUGGAUGGAGAAACUCCCUGCCAGGAGACGUCUGAGUCUACAGAGAUGACGAAUCACACUGACACAAACAACAACAACAACCAGACAGAUGAGCCAGGGCUGGUGGAGAGUAAAGACCCAGGGAGAAACACUGCAGCAGAGGAGACAGUCAAAGGUCAAGGGUUAAUGGAGGAGGGGGAGGAGGGGGAGAAGGGGGAGACGGUGGAGACGGUGGAGACGGUGGAGAAGGGAGAGAAGGGGGAGGAGGAUACAAUUGCACAACAGGAAGGAGAGGAGGCCAGUACUGAAGAUACAGAAAAGCCCCAGACUGCAUCAAAGCCUGCUGGAGGUGAUGCCGAAGAGGGCGGACAAGAUAAAGACAAAGCAACUACAGACGUGAAGGAUCCUGAACCAAUGAAUGGAGAAAAAGAAGAGGAAGGAGAGAGGGAAGAGGAUAAGAAAGGAGGGCAGGUGGAGGAGGAGGUCAAGAACAGUGACAAAAGCAAAGAGAAAGAGAAGACUGAGGAAACGGCAGAGGAAGAAGAGAAAAGUGUAAAUGGAAAGACAACGAAGGGGGCUGAGAAGAAAAAACAAGUCAAAGAAGUGGAAGCAAAAGAUAAAGGAAAGAUUAAGGAGGCAGAAAAGCAAGGGAAGACAAAAAGAAAGAGUGGACCUCCCUCUUCUUCUGCACUCCAGGCUCUGUCCCGACCAAGACCCUCGGCCCGCUCUAUUAGAGCAUCCACUAAGAAAGACAUUAUUGCCAAGUUCCAACAAGGUGCACCAGAGACACCAGUACAACGCAACUUCAAACUCCAGAAGUCAUCUUCAGCUUUGGCCACAGGCGCUUCAAUCAAACAGAAGAUGCUUCAGUGGUGUCGCAGCAAAACUCGCAACUACGAGGGCGUCAACAUAGAAAACUUCUCAUCGUCCUGGUGUGAUGGGAUGGCAUUCUGCGCUCUGAUCCACCGUUUCUUUCCCGAUGCUUUUGACUACAAUUCCCUGAGUCCUAAAGAGAGGGAGAAAAACUUCACUCUGGCCUUCGAAAAAGCAGAGUCCCUGGCUGACUGUUGCCCUCUGCUGGAGGUGUCUGACAUGAUCAUGAUGGGUAACAACCCGGACCCCAUGUGUGUGUUCACCUAUGUCCAGUCCCUCUGUCACAGCCUCUCCAAAAUAGAGAAAGAGAGGAAGGACAAAGAAAAAGAGGAGAAAGACAAGGCUGAUAAGGAAGGAGAAGAGAAAGGAGAAGAUGCAGCCGGGGAGCUCUCGACGGACAAGGGCGAGGAAGAGCCUGCUGAGGACGGGGAGCUGGAGAGCAAAGAGGAGAAGGAGGGAGAGGAGGCUGGCGAAGAGAAAGGUGCACCAAAGAGCUGUGAGAUGGAGGAAGAAGGAGGAGUGUUAGUCGGAGCAGAAUCUUAGAAAAGUGCUGACAGCAAACAAAAAGACUGAAAAGACCAAAAUAUUGUUGAUGAGGUACGACAUUGAGUAAGUCUUAGCUUGGUGUUGGAUUGAUACUGACACAGGAAAGAGGUGCAUCAGGUCGGCUCCAAUCAAAUGCUGUUAAUGUGAUGUUAUAGUCCGCUGUGUCGUGUCUACUGUGCUGUAUUUUAUUUUUCAUUCACUGCUGUGUUGUUGCAUAUGUUUGUUUUUGAGCACAAAAAGUAGAAAUG